Ostreobium quekettii is the source of this 640-nucleotide messenger RNA. NCBI's taxonomy places the organism in Eukaryota, Viridiplantae, Chlorophyta, Ulvophyceae, Bryopsidales, Ostreobiaceae. The record is from the annotation of a GenBank genome assembly.
AUGGGGGUCUUGACGGCAUCCGCGCCCUCCGGCGGCGCGGAAGAACAAACACACCCGGCCCCGGCGGGCCCGGGGGGCGGCCGGGACGACGACGAGCCGCUGCUGCUGCUGGAUGACAUAGAGAUCGAUGAUGACUUCGACCUUUUGGAGGAGUCGCCCGAUGGCGGGAAGACGUUCUACAGCGGGGGGCGGGACGAGACCGGGCAGAGGGAGACAGUGAGGUGGGAGGGGGUGGGGUUGAUCAAGACGCCGCGCGCUAGGCAGCGCGCGGCGCCCUCGAAAGGGGAGUCGAAGGAGCUGAUGAGCCCCAGCCCCGUGGAGAGGCCCGUGCGGAGCGGGGCUGCCACGGAGGCGGGCAGGGCGUCGUGCGCGAGGCCGGCCGGGACGGUCCUGCGGCGGCAGAGGUCGAUGCCGGUGUGCUACAGGGAGCUGAGGGCCAUGAAAGUGAUGAACCAGCCGGCGGCCACGAAGCAGGACUGUCAGAAAUGGCGUUCUGAUUGUGAGAUUGAGUUGGAUCAGCUUCGGAAGCAAUGGGUUGCGUACCAGAGGACGUCCAGGCGAGGGAAGUCGAGGGUGAGGAAGGCUUGGUGCGAAGUGCAGCCUGACCUGGACUCGACCAAGCGCUGCCAAACACAACAAG